Molecule: messenger RNA, 678 nt
Organism: Trichoderma citrinoviride
Lineage: Eukaryota; Fungi; Ascomycota; Sordariomycetes; Hypocreales; Hypocreaceae
Exons: 4
Coding region: 1-678 (225 amino acids)
Source: RefSeq, a predicted model, not a curated record
AUGUUGUCUCAAAUACUACGCUUUACUUUCCCGCCCCGAAUCACCAUCUCGUCAGCAUCAUUCCUGAAGCUGCGCCAACAGAUUGCUUCUGCAGGCGCAACAACACAAUACUAUGGCUAUACCACGCCAACGAAAGUAGCGAACCUGCCCCGAAAGCGCCACGAGAUAUGCUGGGUAAUCCAGUGGCCUGACGAGCUGAUAAACCGAAGGGUUGUGUCCAAGGGACUGGCUGAGGCUGGUGUUACCGAUGCGACAACUUUGGUCUUGGAGUUUACUGAUGCUCAAAUUGAACAUCUAAUUAAUGCUCUCGAGGCUCCAGUCUGCGAGUUUGCGUGCAUCCGAUUGAGAGACGAUGCCCCAUUGGAAGAUCAGGCCCUCCAAGCAUCUAUGCAUAAGACCUACUCUGAUACAUACCAGAUCCAAGGUUUCACGGGUGGUUACUGGGCGUACGCAACCAACACAAAUGAGACAGCGGGUGUCCCUUACAGUACUCCAACAGACGAAACAGUGCCCAAGUCUCAGAGAAGGCUUGCGGUCUACUACCUUGGGUGGGAAAGCAUUGAGCUGCAUGAGGAUGGAACUCGAACGGAAGCAUUUGCGGAAGAAAUCAACAAAUUGCAGCCUUACUUUGGUCCGGAUUCUGGCGCCUGGUAUGCCAUGCUUCGUCAACACAAAUAA